CACACAGAUCUAAGCCAGCUGCCCUGUUUUAAACACUUCACUGUAAGAAGAUUGCAAGAGAGGGGGAAUCCGCAUGCAUCCCCCAUACCAGUGUGCUCAAAGUACACUGGCAAAGCAGCUGCCAGCUCUACAAACAACAGCCGAGCAGCUACAAAUGGUAGAUUUAGAUGUUUGCUGUUUGGUAGAAGCAUUUAGAAGUCCUUCUGCCGCAGAUAUCUCAGGACUCAAAGGGCACUUGCUGCCCUCAGAGUGGGGUGUUCAAGCAAACUGACCUCUGGGGUUAAGCAGAAUCAGUUUGUGUGAAGCUCUGUGGAGGAGGGGAGGAGGGAACAGGCAACAGUUGGUGGGAGGUGGGAGGCCACAGUGGGGCUCCUGCACUGCUCAAGAAGGAGACGAAGCAGUCGCCGGGAAGCAGGGAAAGAGGAGGAGAUGGCCACGGGAGAAAUCACAACACUUCCCUCCACACCUGAAGACGGCGGCAGCGGCGGAUUUCCUCCUGGGAGCUUCAAGGAUCCCAAAAGGCUGUACUGUAAAAACGGGGGCUUCUUCUUGAGGAUAAAGUCUGACGGGGGAGUGGAUGGAAUCCGGGAGAAGAACGACCCCCACAUAAAGCUUCAACUCCAGGCAACUUCAGUGGGGGAGGUGGUCAUCAAAGGAGUUUGUGCUAACCGCUAUCUGGCCAUGAACAGAGAUGGGCGACUGUUUGGAGCGAGACGAGCAACAGAUGAAUGCCACUUCUUAGAGCGGCUUGAGAGCAACAACUACAACACCUACCGCUCCAGGAAGUACCCAAACAUGUACGUGGCACUGAAGCGGACUGGCCAGUACAAGUCUGGAAGCAAAACUGGACCGGGUCAAAAGGCCAUUCUUUUUCUUCCAAUGUCUGCCAAGUGCUAAUCUGGGAUCUGGUUGAGAAAUAUUUACGUCUUAAUGGCAGCGACAAAGAAGAAGAUGUGACGGCAAUGAAGACAAAGUGUUCCAUCAACAUUGCCCAAAACAGCUGUGAUGCUUUCUGACUGUUAUAUCCUAAGAGUUAUUUUUUAUCCUGAACAUGUCUGCUCAUUCAGCUUCACUUUCAAAUAGUGUCACACAUUCACUCCUGGCUACUUCGCAGUCAAACCAGGCUUUUAGUGUGGACCAACCAACUGCUACACUAGUGCAUCUGGAGCCAGGUGCCUUGCUCAAGUGCACCCCUACAGUACAGCAGCAGAGCAUUAUUCGUUCAUUUUACCUAUACAGAUCUUCCCUCUCUGGCUGAGGGAUUCAAAGCUGCAACCUUUUAAUCCCAAAUCUGCUUCCUACCGUUUCUACAGCUUCUGAGUGUGCAAGUCUGAGUUUAGCUGCAGGAACAUAUAGAAGAAUAUUCUGUUAACUCUUUUUAUCUAGGAUACAUGUUUUAAGGAAAUGCACUCAAAUCCUACAUAUUGUAACUUGAAGAUAACAGAGGAAAAGGGAUUGAACUAAAUAACUGAAUGCUGAAUAGAAUUUCUGAUCUUGUGAUACAAAAUGUUGUUUGACAAAAUAAAAAUUAAGCACACUAAGCACACUAAAAUCAAAACCCAAGCACUACUUCUAGUUUUAUACAAAUCUUUCACACUACUCAGUAUCGUGGCACACUUAAUGUAACAAACAGGUUUCCUGAGCUUAUCUUCAUUUUCUGAUCAAACUGCGUUCCCCUUUUGUAAAUAUAUAAUUUGAGAUUUGUGCAAAAGUCCAAAUGUUGCAUGGCACUGGAGCAUAACUUAAGCAUAAGAUAAGUAGAUAAUUGUUGUGAAUGAUGUUUAAUUCAACGACAGACAUGCAGUUAACUUACAAAAAGAUGAUUUAGACUUUUUUGACCAGUCAGUAGGCUAAUUUAACAAGGCAGCCAAUAUCAAUAUAGCAACUACUAGCCACUAACGUUAGCUUCUGCCAGUAUAUGGUCAGCUGACACUGGUGGUUAGCUUGUUAACAAGCUGAAAUCUCAAUACUGGUCACAAAAUGAACCAGUCACAGUUAAAAAAUACAGCAGAAUUUAGAACAGUACCUUUAAAAAUGAACUCAGCUGCUGGCAGCCACUAUUGCCCAACAGCUGUAGACUUCCAACAUGGCCGCUAAAAAUGUGUUAAAUAAACCGUAUUAAACUCUGCAGUAUUGCAGGUACUACAGUGGCAUAUUUCUUUAAAAACCACAAAGUGAAUGUUCUUGUAGUUCACAGCCUAUUGCACCGCAUUUCUUCAACAGUAACAGUUAGUGUGUGAAACACACUGCAAACAUAGUUCAAGUAAUAAAUACACUUUAAAUAUGAGUAAUACUGACAUCCAUGUGUCAACAUAGCUAGCCAUGAUAUGCUAUAUACCCCAUCAGGUUGAUGAUGGCUUGCUAGGAUUUUAGUGUCAGAGGAAGCUGCCUGUGGUACAGCUGGUAAAACAUCCCAGAGUAGACAGCAGGAAGCUCCUCCAUGGUGAGGUCGAUCUUGCGGAAGCCCUGCUCCAGGCCGUGAAGCAGAAGCCUGGCUACGCGAGAGGUGAUGGGCGUGGUGUCGUUGGUCUUGGCCAGCUCGGCGAGGUCCAGCCACUCGCAGCGCAGACACUCCUGAGUGCAGAAGUUGAUGUCGUAGGUGAGUGGGCUGAGUCGGCAGAUGAUGUACAUGUCCGACAUGCCAAAGGCGCCGGGGUGGUUGUGCUGUUGGCGGAUGCUGAGCAGAGAUCUGAACUCAGAGCGAACGCCGGUUUCCUCGAAAACUUCACGAACAGCAGUGGCACCUGAGAAAGAUUCAUUAUAAUAUAAAUAAAUGUAUGUGGAGGCAUUUAAAAGAUCCUGACAAAAAGGAAUAUAUUUAUGUUCCCUUGUCAGAGUCACCUUGCAGACUGAUGUUUCAAUAUGGGGAAAAGGGAAAAUACAUAUAUUUUUUGUAAAGACAAACAUUUGACGCUGCUUUUUGGGUUGGGUCAUGUAUAUAAUAUUAAAGCUGCUUUAAAAUGUUAAAAAGGUGAAUCUGGAGAAACAGAUAUAAUUCUUAGCGUAUAUAUCAUGUGCCUUAUUUUGUACAGUUAAAAUGAAUGUAUAUGUAUCAUCUUUAAGCAUAAUACUACAAUCCAAGGAUUUAGCUAGAUGUACUGUAUUAGUUUUUUGCUCUGUUGAGCGUGACACUGACCAAUAUUUUCUCCUGGAUCAGACAAGCCACCGGGGAACUUCCAAGCAUUCUUUGUCUGAAAUACAAGAGCAAAGUUAAAAUUGAACAUGGAUUGUGAUAGAUGGCACUGCUGUAAAUGUACCUUAGAGUUAUAUCAACAUGUAUAUACACUUCAGAAAAUGUCCAUUUUAGUCUUGUUUUGAACCAUAAAAUCUGCCAAUGCCGUCCAGUUUAAAGUCACUUGCAAGUUCUUUAAAUCAGUGACACUACUUUAUCUUACAGCAUGGCAAUAGGUUUUUUCUUUAAGAACAUAACAGCAAGUAGUAGAUUAUAUGUUCAAAGGUUCAUCUUAUGUAUCUGAACAAAUAAUUUUACAGGCAGAGAGAUGUUUAAUGCUCUGAUCUGAGCAUCCUUUCAUUUUAUGUUUUAUAUUUAGUGCCUCACUCUUGGAGACUUUUACAUUUGAUGCGGAGAAGUGCGUCUUCCAAAACUGUUUCACCACUUAUCCUUGAUAUUUAAUAACAGUAUGCUGCUGGUUAAAUUAUGAUGUCAGUGUUGUAUAUAUAUUUCGUUAGUUAGUUACUUAAAGAAUUUUGUAUGCAGUGCUUUUUUCCCCCCAGAAAUGCUAUUUCAUCAUAGAUUUUCCUUGUUUUGCAAAUCCUCUCUCUGUUAGGAACACAAAUGCACAACAGCAUUUAUUUUCAUGUAUUGUCAAAAAAAUGCUAUAUUUUCGGAGCUGUUUCUGUGCUCGUAGGAAGAAAUAAAGAGAUUUUCUGUAA
Messenger RNA from Siniperca chuatsi (mandarin fish), 3894 nucleotides. It is a transcript of the gene fgf2, whose product is annotated as fibroblast growth factor 2. The coding region runs from base 430 to 897 and encodes 155 amino acids. Gene Ontology annotation, molecular function: growth factor activity; fibroblast growth factor receptor binding. Lineage: Eukaryota; Metazoa; Chordata; Actinopteri; Centrarchiformes; Sinipercidae. Gene Ontology annotation, biological process: positive regulation of cell population proliferation; regulation of cell migration; cell differentiation. The transcript has 3 exons. Gene Ontology annotation, cellular component: cytoplasm. The record is from RefSeq and is a predicted model, not a curated record.